GUUGUCUUAUUUGAUAAUGUUUAAUAAAUAUACUUUUAAUGAAACUUGAAGGCUUUGCAUUUCUUGAAGGCUUUGCAUUUCUUGAAGGUAUAAAAGAGAAACAUGGUGUCAGCGUGUAUGCUUGCCUAAAUGUAUUUGAGAGGAACUUAAUGUUCGUUUUUCGUUCUAGUUUCGUUCAGGACUUAGUGUUCAUAAUAAAAGCAUGGAGACGUUUAGGCCUCCAGGCGAAAUAAAGUUUACUUCAGGUAACCUUUCAGAAAUAUGGACGAAAUGGAAACAGAAGUUUUUUAACUAUCUAAUAGCGUCAGAAAAAGACAAAAAGUCAGACCAGAUAAAAAUAGCCAUACUUCACAACGUACUUGUGGAAGAAGCAGUGAGUAUAUUUAAUACGUUCAAGCCUGGUCCAGAUAAAGAUGUAAAGAAGUUUGAUGACGUUGUUGAGUUAUUUGAAGACUACUGCAUGCCAAAAAAGAAUGUUGUGUUUGUGAGAUUCAAAUUUUUCUCUUGCAUUCAACAAGAAGGGCAGCAGGUAGACAGCUAUCUUACUGAACUGAAAACGCUAGCUUCCACAUGUGGUUUCGGCAGCCAAGAAAACGAUUUAAUCCGUGACAGGCUGGUACUGGGUCCAACAGAUUCUUAAUUCCAACAGAAAAUACAUACGAUUUUUUGUUCGGUAGAAUGCAAUCAAAACUUGGUAUGCACUUUCUGUGCGCACAAAAUGGAUGUAUCUCCUUAUUUAUUGAAAAAGAGCUAAUAUAGAUUUUACAAUAUCUAAUUAUUCAUACACAGGGAUGGCGCCAGACUCUGCCCGACAAGGGGUCAAGUCUCCCCCGACAGGGGGCUCAAACAAAUUAAUUCAAAAUAUUUAAAUUAAAGCGAAUUUUAUACUUUACAUUUUUUUCUCACAUCAUUUUUUUCAAGUGUGUUUCUAAGAAUCUAAAAUCACUAAUAUUGAUACCGUAAUGUGCAGAUUCCUUUUAAUGCAAAUUUAAAUCUAAUUCUUUUUCUUUCUGUUAUCGAUGUAUUACUGUAUGGUGCAAUUUACCAUACAUUGUAAGUGUAAAAAUUACUUCCGUAAUAAAGAAAAAUAGUUAUAGCAGUAACCGCUAUUUCAAAAAAUUUCUACGCUUCUUACUCUCUUAGCGCAAAAAUUAUUCGCAUAGCGCAAAAAUUAUAUGCACAUUUAACAAAACAUUUAACGA
Molecule: messenger RNA, 1202 nt
Organism: Parasteatoda tepidariorum (common house spider)
Lineage: Eukaryota; Metazoa; Arthropoda; Arachnida; Araneae; Theridiidae
Source: RefSeq, a predicted model, not a curated record